AUGACCUUUGCACGAAAUACACCCCCAGCAGCGCUCCGACCAGAGCCACGGAAAGCUCUGAUCCUGAUUGACUGCCAAAACGACUUCAUCGAUCAGGUACAAGGCAAACUCCCAGUGCCCGGGGCGUCUACCUUUGUCGAGCGACUGUCCGAUCUUGCUACCAGUUUCCGGUCAAAAGGGCUCGUUGUCUUUGCACAAACAGAGUUCCGAGGCGCUCGUACUUCUUUCUCUCCAGAAUGGGGCACAUACAACAUACUGCAGCAACAACAUCUGCCGCAAGACCCAAGCUCCCCGGAGCAUGGAGGAACGCAUCGUCGCGGCAGAUCAUCGAUCCCCAUAGACCCGGAGGCAUUCCUCCAAGCAAGUGUCCCCGAGAGUCAACGAGCAUGUCGACCUGGCACCUCUGGAGUAGCACUCUCUCAACCAUUGGCUGACGUCUACGACCCAAAAUGCGACCUCUGCAUCACAAAGUCACAGUAUUCUGCCUUCAAGGACACCCCAUUGCUUCUCCAGCUCCGCAUGCGAAUGGUGCAGCACCUAUACGUUGCCGGCAGUCUGUCUAACAUCGGCGUCUACGCAACGGUCACGGAUGCCGUACGGCACGGACUUCAAGUCACCCUCAUUGAAGACUGUCUGGGCUAUAGGAAUGAGCGAUGCCAUGUUGAAGCAGUUAAGCAAAUGGUUGAUAUGAUGGGUGCUUCUGGUGUUGAUCAGCAAGAAUUGAUGGAUGACCUAGCAGGUCUACUGGGUGAUGUGAUCCGAGAAGAAGACUUGGGUCCUAAGUUCCAGAUCAAUGUUGCUCCGCCAAAGCCAUCGGGUCUCGCGCAACCUAUCUCGAGGACCCCAUUGACACCGGAGCGGAAGCAACAGCAAGUUGAAGAGUGGCUCACUGAUCGCGAUGCAUGUCAAAGCAAGAGCGCGGAGAUUGUCCCGGAAAGCCAUGGAAUAUCGGAGACACUCGAAGUCGAUCCGACUGUCGACUAUGAGUCAUACGCCUGUGAACACUCGAACAUGACCCAGGACUAUGGGACGCUGGCAGGAUCUUCAUCGCCACAAAUACGAUCUUCGGCACGGUCUAACACUACUGCUAACGGCGGUGAGUCUUCUCGGAUCCCGGCACGUCGGUCAUCAAGUACGCAUACCUCGUCGGAAAGCGCCCGCUACAAAGUCAGUCGACCUCGAAUACGGGGAACGCGGCCACUGUCUGGCAUAUCAGUGGCGUCAUCCUCCACAGAAACACCAAAGACGCCAAACGCUAUACGAGAACAGAUUAUGGCUGCCAUUGCCGCAUCCGAAGGGCUUGGCGUAAAGACAAUCGACGCAUCUUCCACAUCCAAAGGCGUUGAACCCGACGGUAUGGACAGCACUUCUAGACCCAGGCGCAGGAUCCAUGUUGACCUUGAUACCUUAGUCAAAGCGAUUCAGCGCCCGCCGCCUUCACGAAAGCGGAAAGUGAAGAACAGUGCAGUGCUCAUAGGACCUGCAGAGCGAGCUGGCGAAGGCGAUUGUUACAUCAUCGGCAACAUCGUGGGCUAUGCUGAAGCCGACAGUGCUUUCCACAAACUCAAGCGCACGGUGAGAUGGCAGAAGAUGUUCCAUCGAACCGGAGAAGUGCCGCGCCUUGUUGCUGUUCAGGGUGCAGUGGACGAGACCACAGGCACCGAACCAGUCUACAGGCACCCAGCAGAUGAAUCCCCCGAAAUGGCGUCGUUCGACGACACUGUCAACACCUUACGACGUGUCGCAGAGAAACAUGUCGGUCACAGUCUCAACCAUGUACUAAUUCAGUAUUACCGAAAUGGCGAGGACAACAUAUCUGAACACAGCGACAAGACCUUGGAUAUCACUCGAGGUUCGAGUAUUGUGAACUUCAGCUUUGGCGCACAGCGAGUCAUGACUCUACGGACGAAGAAACCCGAAACACCCGGCCCACCGUCGCCGACAUUGUCAACGAGUAAGGGCAAAGAGCCGCUGACCGACACGCACGUACACUCGUCUGGAAACUUGAAAACGCUGGACGAGCCCUUGUCUCCCGAGAGAACGACACAGCGCAUUCCAUUGAUGCACGACUCUAUCUUCAUCCUUGGGCCCCGCACAAACCAAUACUGGCUGCAUAGCGUGCGGCCCGACAAACGACCAGACCACGAAAAGGUCGAGGAGGAACUAGCAUAUGCUGGCGAGCGUAUCAGUCUGACGUUCAGAAGCAUCGCCACGUACGUCAACCGGGAACGCGGCACGAUCUGGGGCCAAGGCGCUCGAUGUAAAGAACCACCAACACAAGGGCACAGCAACGGAUAUGAAGAUGAGGAGAACGUUUCUAAGCAGAAGGGAAAACGAGUAGCCGACGACUCUACUCAGAGCGGCACACUGCUGGAAGGCACCGAAGCGGAGAUCCAAGGCGAGAAGAUGAUUAAAGCAUUUGGACAGGAGAAUCACCGGAGCUCGACUUGGGACUGGGAUCAGUGGUACGGGGAAGGAUUUGAUGUUGUGAACUUUGAGACAACACCUGUCGCUACCUGA
Messenger RNA from Cyphellophora attinorum, 2520 nucleotides. RefSeq names its product Alpha-ketoglutarate-dependent dioxygenase-like protein. Bases 1 to 2520 code for a protein of 839 amino acids. Gene Ontology annotation, molecular function: dioxygenase activity. The transcript has a single exon. The record is from RefSeq and is a predicted model, not a curated record. Lineage: Eukaryota; Fungi; Ascomycota; Eurotiomycetes; Chaetothyriales; Cyphellophoraceae. Gene Ontology annotation, cellular component: nucleus. Gene Ontology annotation, biological process: DNA repair; DNA alkylation repair.